UUAUCGUGUUGGGGUGGAUUAAGAUUGGGCUGAGAAAAGUAACAAAAAACCUAUCCCGAAUGUCUACUGCUGGAGCUUUCCCCUCCAACAAUGGUUGUUUCAGAUUACUAGGGUUCUUGUCGUCGUCUUCUUCUUUAUAUCUCCUUCUUCAACACUUGCUUCUUAUAGAUUCAUAGGUUCAUAGCAUCAUCUUCUUCUUUAUGUAAUUAGGGCAAUAGACGGUGUAGAUUCUGGAGGCAACCAUUACGCAAAGCACUGAAGGAACGCCAUUGACGGCCUUAUUAACUCUUUAUCCCCACUCCAUCAACGAUAACGCAUUCAAUGCAUCUUGACUCUCACCAAAUCGGUAUAUCUCCAGCUAUUAAAAAGCUGAUUUAAUGUCUGGCCGUUGUACUUCCACCGCCGAAGUGCGACUGCUCUGGCUUUGGGAAGCUAGAAAUUUGAAACGCUGUGGUGCUGCUCCUUGACGCUAAGUGAUCAUCACUUAUUGAGUGACGGUUUGGGUUCUUCUUUUCAAAAUCGUAGAAUGCAUUGGUUGAGUUUGUGUGGACGGUGAACGCGAAGGAAAAAAUUUGUAGGAUAAACGUUGAAUCAUCUUACCAUGGAGAUCACAUGGGCUUGUUGUGAGGUCAAGAUUGAACUGCAAGGACUUGUAGGAGUUCAAGUUUGCCGGUGAUGGUGCCCCUACAAUUACUCCCUCGUAUCUUGGCAGUAAAUAAGGAAUUUAGAUGGAGGAAAGUUCCAUGAGUUGAUUUAAUACACUACUUUACUGAUCAUACUGUCAGGAGCACACAGAUCUAACUCAUUGUUACUUUAUGAACUUCAAUAGGUUGUGCAUGCCAACACUGAGGUAUGGCUUCAGUCACUUUACUCAAAUGUUGUGGGCUUUAGUUUUUUUCCCACGACUUAUGUUAUGCUUGUUUAGGUUUCAUCAUCAGGGAAAUCUAUCAACGCUUUGAAUUAAGAAACUAAAUAGUUUCUCUGCAGCGAACCUAAUGUCAUUAGCAUUGGUAGUUUCUACAUGAUUUGCUAGGACAGUUUCUAACAACAAAAAAUUAUAAAAGAAGUGAAAUAAGAGAGAGUCUCUUCGUAAAGAUAUUCUGAUACCAUCAUGAGGUACUCUGUUGACACAUGUCAAUUCUUUAAUGAUUGAUUUUAGCUAAAACAUAAUUAUGUAAUCAAUUUUAUUUUUUAUAAUUUAUGAGAGAUUUGUGGAAUCUCUCACCACUAAUGAUGCCCUUUUAUACAUUUUGAUUUGUUAGUGGCUUACAUUAACUUUUGGGAUUUACAUUUAACUUUUUACUAAAUUAUAGAAAUCUAUCAAUAUUAAAUUAGUUAACAACCUUUGGAAAGAUACUCUCCAAUAAUCAUGCUAUUAGACUAUCUUAAAUCUCAUGGAUUGGGGAUGCUCGUAGAUUGAGUAUAACAGGCUUACUUUUGUUUAAAGUUGUUUUGGCUGUUUUUUCGUAGGUUUUUAAAAAAUUCUAGCUGUCUUGUACAUUACACAAAAGAAACAAAAAAAUUAAUAUGAAAACUUUUAUAGAAAAAGAAUAAGCUAUUAUUUCUAUAAACUAAGCAACUGCAUGUAAUCGUCACGAGCGUACUAAAUGCUAACGUGCGUUCUUAUUAGGCUCUAGUGCUUGCUUGUUUGAUUAUUACUUUUUAUGAAGCGAACAAAAAAACUAUGCAUGCAAACAAAUUGGAAGAGCAUUACUACAUAUAUAUAUUAAAUUAGCUUCGACAUUACUAAUAUCAAAUUUAUAAUACCACAGUUUGUCUUUUGGGAUACCAUAAUUUUUAAUAGUUUAGGAGUUUUCAUCAUUGAUGUAAUUAAUUAACUAAUACAAAGGUUAGAGCAAUCUAAAAGGUCAAAAAUGUGGCCCUCGUUUAAUAAGAAAAUUUUGGGAUGAAAUCAUUUGGUGAUAUUCAAGUGUCGUAAACAAUAACCUUAAUUCAGAUGAUCUGUCUUCCCGUAAAAGAAAGAAAAAAAUGAUCUGUCUCUCCGUGGCAUGAAGGAAAGACAGAGAGCAAGAGAGAGAGAAAGAGAGUUGCGUUGAUCAUGUGCGUCAUUGAACCCAGAGCCCUUGAAGUAUGUAUAAAUAGAGAAGUAACUGAUCCGUAAAUACAAACCAUUAGUAACAAAUAAAAAAACAAUGUUGUCUCUACUCUCUAUUGUCUUGACUUUUCUUUCUCUUAUUAUCAUGCCUUGUCUCUUCGUCUCUUGGCGUCUACGUGUUCCCCUCUCCAUUACAAAUAUCCGCAGAUUCAUCAAAACCACAGCUUCUCAAUGCAACGAUAAAGAAGAGAGCGGUACAACCGGAGAGAAGGAGAAAGGAGGGAGAAUGCCAAAGCAUGUGGCGAUCAUAUUGGACGGAAACAGACGUUGGGCAGAGAAACGAGGACUCGGGCCAUCGCAAGGUCAAGAAGCCGGAGCGAGAACUGUUAUGGAGAAUGUUAAGGACUAUUUCUCAAUGGGGAUUAACACUGUUUCACUCUUUGCUUUCUCCACAGAAAAUUGGGGAAGACCCGGGGAUGAAGUUAAGUACAUAAUGGACAUGUUUGAGAAAAUCGUCAAGUCUGAGAUGCCUAACUUGCGCAGAUAUGGCGUCAAAGUCUCGGUCAUCGGAAAACGGACGAAUAUUCCGGAGUCACUUCUACAUUUGAUAGGAGAAGCAGAAGAAGCUACAAAGAACAACAAAGAGAAGCAACUCAUUGUGGCGUUAGACUAUAGUGGAAAGUUCGAUAUUUUACAAGCAUGCAAAAGUCUUGCUGAAAAGGCAAAAAACGGGCUUAUCAAUGUAGAGGACAUCGACGAGAAUCUGAUGGACAAAGAGUUGAUGACAAGCUGUAGUGAGUUCCCAAAUCCUGACCUAUUGAUUAGAACAAGCGGAGAACAAAGGAUUAGUAACUUCUACCUAUGGCAAUCAGCUUAUACAGAGCUUUACUUUCCUAGUGUUCUAUGGCCUGACUUCGGAGGAGCUGAGUAUCUCGAGGCCUUAGAUUGGUAUCAGAAGAAGCAGAGGCGAUUCGGUCUAAGGGUUUAAACUUUCAGUUUUUUUUAUGUAUUUAUUAAUAAAUGGUUUAACUACUCAAAACUGUAUGCGUUUGUUUUCACGUUUACUAGUUCAAGAUGCUACUUCAGUUGUUAUUGUUUCUAGUAAACAUCAUUGUAAGUUUAUAAUUUUAAAAUGUUAUUGUGUGAAUAAUAUCGUAUUAACCCA
Molecule: messenger RNA, 3221 nt
Organism: Brassica napus (rape)
Lineage: Eukaryota; Viridiplantae; Streptophyta; Magnoliopsida; Brassicales; Brassicaceae
Product: dehydrodolichyl diphosphate synthase 5-like
Exons: 7
Coding region: 2154-3044 (296 amino acids)
Biological process (GO): polyprenol biosynthetic process; plastid membrane organization; response to cold
Cellular component (GO): chloroplast stroma
Source: RefSeq, a predicted model, not a curated record